Molecule: messenger RNA, 744 nt
Organism: Archocentrus centrarchus (flier cichlid)
Lineage: Eukaryota; Metazoa; Chordata; Actinopteri; Cichliformes; Cichlidae
Product: 60S ribosome subunit biogenesis protein NIP7 homolog
Exons: 5
Coding region: 87-629 (180 amino acids)
Biological process (GO): ribosome assembly
Cellular component (GO): nucleus
Molecular function (GO): RNA binding
Source: RefSeq, a predicted model, not a curated record
CGUGACGGCUUCCGUGUUGACCCCACGUUUUCUACUCAUGUGAGAUACGCUUAUCCGCUGCUAAUAAUACGGAUUAUAUAGUAAAUAUGAGGCCGCUGACAGAAGAAGAGACCAAAACGAUGUUUGAGAAAUUAUCAAAAUACAUUGGUGAAAACAUAAAACUUCUAGUGGACCGACCAGACGGUGUUUACUGUUUUAGGCUGCACCAUGACAGAGUCUACUAUAUGAGUGAGAAAAUCCUAAAGCUGGGCACCAACUUUUCCCGGGACAAACUCAUAUCAGUGGGUACGUGUUUUGGGAAGUUUACAAAGACCAAGAAGUUCCGUCUGCACAUCACAGCCCUGGAUUUCCUCGCUCCAUAUGCAAAGUUUAAGGUGUGGGUGAAACCUGGAGCCGAGCAGUCUUUCCUGUAUGGGAACCACGUGCUAAAAUCUGGCCUUGGUAGAAUCACUGAAAACACUAUGCAGUAUCAAGGAGUUGUGGUUUACUCCAUGGCAGAUGUACCCCUGGGUUUUGGUGUGGCGGCAAAGUCUACGCAGGAGUGUCGUCGAGUGGACCCCAUGUCCAUUGUUGUGUUCCACCAGGCUGAUGUGGGAGAGUUCAUAAGGAAUGAGGACACAUUAACAUAAAGAUGCAGAAACAAGUGGACAGUUAAACAUUUUAUUUUCAACCGUAAGAUUUACUGAAUUCACACAGCUUCAUAAUUUACCUGCUUGGUUUGAAUAAAACAUUUUAUGUUGACGA